Molecule: messenger RNA, 2793 nt
Organism: Glycine soja
Lineage: Eukaryota; Viridiplantae; Streptophyta; Magnoliopsida; Fabales; Fabaceae
Exons: 3
Coding region: 1-2793 (930 amino acids)
Source: RefSeq, a predicted model, not a curated record
AUGGGUAAUUUCUCCCAGGACAAUUGGAGAUGGGAUUUGCAGUGGAGGAGAAAUCUUUUUGAUCAUGAACAUGACUUGGCUGUGAGCUUUAUGGAAAACAUUACAUCUAUAUGUAUUCAGAGAAAUGUGAAGGACAUUAUGAUGUGGAAAGCUGAACCUAACGGUGUGUACUCCACCAAGUCAGCUUAUAGCCUAAUGCUGAAGCUAAAUGAUUCCGGUUCACAAGACAGGUUUUCUAAACUAAUUUGGAAUCUGAAUAUACCCCCAAGGGCAGCAGUUUUCAUUUGGAGACUUCUUAAAGACAGGCUCCCCACCAAAGGGAAUCUGUUAAGGAGACAUGUGGAUAUUCAAGAUGCUGGUUGCCCACUCUGUGGCCAAGGGCAGGAGGAAGUGGGAAAUUUCCACAGAAUCAUCAGUGUCAAGAUUGCAGUUCUUCAGCACUUUAAAGAAAGAUUCUCAGAACAUAAUCCUUGCAGACCAACCUUGGAAGGGAUCCAGUUCUCUUCCCUUGAUCAAAGGCAGAAGGAAAGCCUUGUUGAUAGAUUCACUGAGCUGGAAAUCAAGUCUGCAGUUUGGGCUUGCGGGGGAGAUAAAAGUCCUGGCCUGGAUGGUUUGAAUUUCAAUUUCAUCAAACAGUUUUGGGAAACUCUAAAACCUGAUUUUAUCAUAUUCUUUGAUGAAUUCUUCAUUAAUGGCAGAUUCCCCAAAGGAAGUAAUGCAUCCUUCAUAGCCCUCAUCCCCAAAACCAAUAGCCCACAAUCUCUUAAUGACUAUAGACCCAUCUCUCUCAUAGGGCGUGUCUACAAAAUAAUGUCCAAAGUCCUGGCUAAUAGGCUGGCUCUUGUGCUGCCUCACUUAAUUGAUGAAAGGCAAAUUGCUUUCCUCAAAGGCAGACAUAUCUUCCAUGGUGUAAUGAUAGCUAAUGAGGUCUUAGCUGAAGCUAAAUUCAAAAAUAACCCCUGCAUGGUUUUCAAACUUGACUUUGAAAAAGCUUAUGACUCAGUUUCUUGGGGAUUCCUAAACUAUAUGAUGAUGAGGAUGGGAUUUUGUGAAAGAUGGGGAAAAUGGAUCCAUGGAUGCCUUUCUAGUGCAACUAUAUCAAUUUUGAUCAAUGGCAGCACUACUAGAGAAUUUGUGCCUGAGAGGGGACUGAGGCAAGGAGAUCCCCUUGCACCUUUCCUAUUUAAUAUAGCAGCUGAGGGACUCACUGGUUUGAUGAGGACAACUGUCUCCAAAAACCUUUUCAGCAGCUAUAAAGUGGGGAGGCAAAAGGAGGAGAUUAACAUCUUGCAGUAUGCAGAUGAUACACUGUUUUUUGGAACUGCAACUACAGCUAAUGUUAGAGUCAUGAAAUCUAUCCUCAGAAUUUUCGAGUUGGUUUCAGGACUCAAGAUUAACUAUGCUAAAAGCCAAUUUGGGUGCUUGGGUAAAUCUUUGGACUGGUGCAGGGAAGUAGCUAGCUACCUUAAUUGUGGCCAGCUGGAAUUUCCAUUUUCUUACCUUGGAAUUCCAGUAGGGUCCACCUCUAAAAGCUGGGAUGUUUGGCAGCCUCUCAUCAGCAAGGCCCCUAUAGCAGUGAUCAAGAGGCUAACAGAAAUCCAAAGGAAAUUUCUUUGGGGUGGCAGCUGUGAUGGGAAAAAGAUAGCAUGGAUACCUUGGAGCAAAGUCUGUGCCCCUACAGCUAAGGGAGGCCUGGGAAUUACAGAUAUUAAGGCACUCAAUUAUGCUUUGCUAAUUAAAUGGAAGUGGCUGAUGUUCCACCAAUCAGACCAGCUCUGGAGUAAGAUCCUAUUUUCUAAGUAUAAGGGUUGGAGAGGUUUGGAUCAGCGACCAUCAAAGAAAUAUUUCUCUCAAUGGUGGUCUGAUUUAAAGAGUGUCAAUCAGCACCCGGUCAUGGUGGAUGUUUCCAAGCAGCUCUCUUGGAAGGUGGGUAGGGGAGACCAAGCUCUUUUUUGGGAAGACCCUUGGGCUGAUGGUGGGGUACCGUUUAAAGAACGAUUCUUAAAAUUAUACCAAAUCUCUUCCCAAAGAUUGCAUUCUGUUGAAGACAUGGGGUACUUUUCCAAGCAUGGGUGGGAAUGGAAUUUCUCUUGGAGACGCAAUCUAUUUGAUAGCGAGAUGGGGGUAGCAUCAACUUUCUUAGAGACUAUUGCUGCUAUCAGAAUUUGUGGUACCCUGAAAGAUACCUGGCUGUGGGGAGCUGAACCUAAUGGCAUCUUCUCUACUAAAUCAGCCUACAACCUCAUUAAAGCAGAGCAGAUUUUAGAAGAUCAAGAUUCGGGUUUUCACCAGCUUUGGGAUCUUAAAGUCCCCCCUAAGGUUCUGUCUUUUGCUUGGAGGCUUCUCUGGGAUAGACUCCCUACUAAGGAUAAUCUUUCUAGGAGACAAAUCCAGCUUGACAAUGACCUAUGCCCUCUAUGUCAAACUCAACCCGAAACUGCAUCCCAUCUAUUCUUCACUUGCAAUAAAGUGCUGCCACUGUGGUGGGAAUUCUUCACUUGGGUUAAGGAAGGCACAGUUCUACAUAAUAGUCCCAUGGCUAAUUUUCUUCACACCUCAACUACAACUGGAGGAAAGAAUAUUACUAGAAGAAGGAAGACUUGGUGGUUGGCUGCUACAAAGUCAAUCUGGCAAUCCAGAAAUGACUUGGUGUUUCACAAUCAGGCGUUUGAUAUUCAUAAGUUGAUAGAUAAUUCUAUUUUCCUCACUUGGACUUGGCUCAAGGGGUGGGAAAAGAAUUUCUGUGCUCCUUUUCACCACUGGUCCUCAGCAAUGUCCUUAGUUUUUGUUUAA